GCCUCAAGGCUGCCGCCUCCUCCUGCCCCCUCCCCCGCCCCUCUGCGCUCACCUCUUGGUGCAGAUUGCAAAGCGCCUUCCGCUGAGAGAGCUGCAGAUUUUGCAAGAGCCAGGCUCGCCCACCUUAUGGAAGGAGCGCCUUGAGUCCCCUUCAGCCCUCCGUUGCAAAGAGCUGGCCGUCGGAUUUGAUCCUCCCCUCACCCAGACUGCAUGGUCUCCCGGGACCCUCUAGAGUUGCACGUUUCUGCAGCGAGGACUGCAAAUCCCCGUCGCGCCUAGGAUUUGCACUGUUCUGGAUACUGGAAUCUUGCAAGCUACGCUCGCCCGCCCCUGGGCAAGACACUCGCCCGAACCACAGGACUGUACCGCUGACGGCAGGCCAGCUCUUCGCCUCUCCAUGAGCCCGUAAGCCUGCGGGCAGGUGCCCGGCGAUGGCGCGGCCCGUGAGCGACAGGACCCCGGCCCCCCUGCUGCUGGGCGGCCCGGCCGGGGCCCCCCCGGGCGGGGGAGCGCUGCUUGGGCUGCGGAGCCUUCUGCAAGGGACCAGCAAGCCCAAAGAACCAGCCAGCUGUCUCCUGAAGGAAAAGGAGCGCAAGGCGGCUCUGCCCGCAGCCACGGUUCCCGGGCCGGGCCUGGAGACGGCGGGCCCGGCGGAUGCCCCCGCGGCGGCGGCGGGCGGCGGGUCCCCCCGGGGGCGCCCAGCGGCCGCUCCGGGCCCGAGUCUGUUGGCGCCGCUGCUGUGGGAGCGGACGCUGCCGUUCGGCGACGUGGAGUACGUGGACCUGGACGCCUUCCUGCUGGAGCACGGGCUCCCCCCCAGCCCGCCGCCCCACGGCGGCCCGUCGCCGGCACCCUCGCCCGUGCGCACGCCCGCACCCUCCCCCGGACCCGGCUCCUGCGGCUCGGCUUCCCCUCGCUCCUCGCCGGGGCACGCCCCCGCCCGGGCCGCCCUCGGGGCCGCCGGCGGCCACCGCGCAGGCCUGACCUCUCGGGACACACCCAGCCCUGUGGACCCAGAUACCGUGGAGGUGCUGAUGACCUUUGAACCUGACCCUGCUGACUUAGCCCUGUCAAGCAUUCCCGGCCACGAGACCUUUGACCCUCGGAGACAUCGGUUCUCAGAGGAGGAACUUAAGCCCCAGCCCAUCAUGAAGAAGGCGAGGAAGGUCCAGGUGCCAGAGGAGCAGAAGGACGAGAAGUACUGGAGUCGGCGGUACAAGAAUAACGAGGCAGCCAAGAGGUCCCGCGACGCCCGGCGGCUUAAGGAGAACCAGAUAUCGGUGCGGGCGGCCUUCCUGGAGAAGGAGAACGCCCUGCUGAGGCAGGAGGUGGUGGCCGUGCGCCAGGAGCUGUCCCACUACCGCGCCGUGCUGUCCCGCUACCAGGCCCAGCACGGAGCCCUUUGAGGCCGCGCCCCACGCCCCCACCCGGCGGAGCGCUCCUCCGCCUCACUCAGACUUGCGCCCUGACACCCCCUCUCCUCCCCAUCCUGUGGUCCACGGGCCGGCCAGCUGGGUGCCCCAGGGACGUGAUGAUGCAGAUAAAUACAUUUAUAUUUUUAAGAAAAAGCGAGCCUCCCCCCUCCCUCGCGGGGGCGGGGAGGGUCCUCUGUGUGUGCCUCCGGCACGUCGGGGACCCCACCCUCCCACCGCCUCCGUUAACACUAUCCUGAAUAAAUCUUGAUAACCCCA
Molecule: messenger RNA, 1691 nt
Organism: Myotis daubentonii (Daubenton's bat)
Lineage: Eukaryota; Metazoa; Chordata; Mammalia; Chiroptera; Vespertilionidae
Gene: DBP
Product: D-box binding PAR bZIP transcription factor
Biological process (GO): regulation of transcription by RNA polymerase II
Cellular component (GO): nucleus
Molecular function (GO): RNA polymerase II cis-regulatory region sequence-specific DNA binding; DNA-binding transcription factor activity, RNA polymerase II-specific
Source: RefSeq, a predicted model, not a curated record